This is a messenger RNA of Ictalurus punctatus (channel catfish), 339 nucleotides long. Its product is annotated as protein BTG1. The record is from RefSeq and is a predicted model, not a curated record. The transcript has a single exon. Gene Ontology annotation, cellular component: cytoplasm; nucleus. Gene Ontology annotation, biological process: negative regulation of cell population proliferation; negative regulation of mitotic cell cycle. NCBI's taxonomy places the organism in Eukaryota, Metazoa, Chordata, Actinopteri, Siluriformes, Ictaluridae. Bases 1 to 339 code for a protein of 112 amino acids.
AUGAUUUUAGAGCAUUAUGAGGACCACUGGUUUCCCGACGCACCUUUUAGAGGUUCGGGAUAUCGCUGUAUCCGGAUCAAUCACAAGAUGGACCCGCUAGUAGGGAAGGCCGCUUACACCGUCGGCCUCAGCGGGAAGCAGCUUUUAUCCCUCUUACCCUGCCAGCUUACGGUGUGGGUCGACCCCUACGAAGUGUCGUGUCGUAUAGGGGAGGACGGGUCCAUUGGUGUACUGUAUGAGUCCGCACCGCCACCGGAGACUCAUCUGAACUCUGUGGACAGCUGCGAAGAGAAACUGAGACUGGGUCACUCGAUGACCGUGAUGACUGUCUCCAGCUAA